AUGAAGCUCUACCCCUGGCCUUCGUUUGAGAGCUGUACAUGUGGGGAUGUCGGGACAUCCACAGUAUGCGUGUUUCGACUUCAAUACUCCAUUGUUUAUAACUUUGUAUUAUCCCACCGCUAUUCCCUCAUUCUUCCUAUUCAGAUGAACCGACAAAACCUGAAAACCCUCACCCCAUUUACUGUCGGCGUCACCAUCUUCUCUAACAUGGAUUUCGGCUUGAAAUUUAUGUCGUGUGGUCUCCACCUUCUCCACCAUCAUAUAUGCAACCAGAAAGAGAAGCAGUAUCUUCAUGCGCACAUCAGACCCGAUGAGCCUCUUCCACCUACGUCGUCGCCCCAUGUUCUACGUUCCAGUCGGCCCAGUUUCUCCAAACCAAAAAAAUACUCUAAGAAGAACCUUUUGAAGGUACUAGCCAACAAAUCCACCAACAAAGGCCCGCCUUUCACAUGA
Molecule: messenger RNA, 453 nt
Organism: Lactuca saligna
Lineage: Eukaryota; Viridiplantae; Streptophyta; Magnoliopsida; Asterales; Asteraceae
Source: the annotation of a GenBank genome assembly